AUGCCAGCCUUUCAACGUCCAGAAUUACAACCUCAACUGGCUAGUGUAGCGACCAUAACCGCCUCAGUCGGCGGCCGAACGGAGAGCUUUAACAUCUACCCCGGCUCCCUUCGCUUUUCGGGCCCGUACGCUUCAUUCCUUUUCCAAUCUCCGCCUCUCCAGCCUCUGACUGAGACUGUUCUCGAAGUUGAUUUCCCGCGCGACGCAACUGCUUACCUGGAGCCCUCGGGCAUCGAAUUAUCCGAGGACAUCGUGUCAGUCAUGCACGAUGGGGACAGGGAACACCACCUUGCGACAUCAAAAGCUGCGACGGAGACGGAUGAGGACACCGGAUGUGUCCUGCAAGCGCUGCCAGAAGAGCAGUACCGCAUAUUUUCAAGCGCGUUUCCAUCCGUACGGAUCGAGUGGAAUGAUGCCAUAGUUGAGAUUGAGACGGAAGGGGAAGUUUGGUUAAGGCGGUGGACAAUUUUUCCGAAGUCGGAGAACGCGGAGCGGAGUGAGAUGAAGGGGCUUGUUUCUAGGGAAGAAACAUGA
Messenger RNA from Mytilinidion resinicola, 534 nucleotides. RefSeq lists its product as uncharacterized. The transcript has a single exon. The record is from RefSeq and is a predicted model, not a curated record. Lineage: Eukaryota; Fungi; Ascomycota; Dothideomycetes; Mytilinidiales; Mytilinidiaceae. Bases 1 to 534 code for a protein of 177 amino acids.